UGCAGAGAUGGACAUUAUUAAUCAGCUUGUAGCAUCUGGUACAUUUCGUACCGCCAAGGAGCCUCUGGGGUUUGUGCGCCUCCUCGAAUGGAUUUUUGCAAUCUUUGCAUUUGCAACAUGUGGUGGUUACUCUGGAGCGCUGAAAGUCAGUGUGGACUGUGCGAACAAGUCAGAAAGUAACCUGAACAUUGAGAUAGGAUUCUCUUAUCCUUUCAGGUUACACCAAGUGUAUUUUGAUGCGCCCACCUGUGAAGGAAAAAAGCAGGAGAGGCUGUUUCUGAUAGGCGACUACUCUUCAUCUGCUGAGUUCUUUGUCACCAUUGCUGUCUUUGCCUUCCUCUACUCGCUCGCAGCUACAGUCGUUUAUAUCUUCUUUCAGAAUAAAUAUCGUGAAAACAAUAGGGGCCCUCUGAUUGAUUUCAUUGUGACUGUGGUCUUCUCAUUCAUGUGGCUCGUGGGAUCUUCAGCCUGGGCAAAAGGACUCUCUGAUGUCAAGGUGGCUACGGAUCCUGAUGAAGUGCUUUUGCUAAUGUCAGCGUGCAAACAGCAGGGCAAUAAAUGCUUGCCUGUCAGAGAUCCUGCAAUGUCAGGAUUAAAUACAUCUGUUGUCUUUGGAUUCCUUAACUUUAUUCUGUGGGCCGGGAAUAUUUGGUUUGUGUUCAAGGAGACUGGCUGGCACACUUCAGGUCAGCGACACUCUCAAAGCACCAUGGAAAAGCAGCCAGCACCAAGUGGCUUCAACCAGCCCUACAAUCAGCAGGCAGGCGAUCAAGAAAGCUUUGGUCAAACAGCUGGAUACAACCAACAAGGCUUUGUACAGCAGCCAGGUUAUGGGCAGCAAGCUUCCUAUGGCCAGAUUGGAGGCUACAGUCAGGGUGGUUAUGGCCAGAAUCCUCCAACUUCUUUUACCAAUCAAAUGUAACAUGUUUUAGGUCUGGUAUUUGUGCAUCUUUUAUCUGAGAUCUCCAAACAUUACGCUUUCAGUUAGAGUCAAUUCAUGAUAAGGCAUUGAGUAUUCCUGUGAAAUUGAUAAUGAGAAAUAUCAGUAGAAAGUGGCAAUGGUUUCAAUCACUUGUUAAUAAUUAUGUCCAGGUAUUCAAAUAUUAGCAUGGUGACAUAAGUAUUGAUGGUUACCAUAAGUAAAUAUCACUUUAUAAAAUACCUCCAUGGUUAGCGUCUUUUUUAUGUUGUAUUGAAAUGGUAAAACCUGUGAAAUUGUUGAAAUGCACAAAACAUGUUUUGCUUGUAUGAUGUUUGUCCUGCCAUCUGUGGUAGAUUCUGUCUGUGCAAAUAGUGUUAGAAUUCAAUUAAUCUUUUUCGAUUUUGGUGAGGAAUAAAUAAGUGGCCCUUGUGUGACUGAUAAAUAUUGCAUUGUGUGUACUUAAAAAUGGCUUGUGCAUGAUGUUGUUACAGCUUAUACACUUUGGCCUACUUUAGUGUGGUGUUACUGAAGCGUACUAAGAUCUCACCCUUUAGUUAGUAAAAUAAAAAUGUUUUUUAUGCUGUAGCUACAAGUAUUACAGUCAAAUGGAAUUUAUAUUUCUAUGUUCAUUAAAAAAAAGCAUUUUCUUUAAAAAAAGCCUUAUUUGUUAAAUGUAAAAGAUAUUUUGUUUACUUUGUAUGUGUUAUUUAUUAGUAGAGAUAUAGAUGUGAUUUUUUUUCAGCAUGCACAUGUGGGUUUGUAAUAUAUCUUUGAAUUCACUAUAGCAGUGACACACUGCAUUGGAUAACCCUGAAGUACUGAAAAGAUCUUUACUAUAGAAAACAUUUAACUUUUUAUGAACGUGAAAACAACCAGCUUCUACAACUUGCCACAGCUAUUUCUGCCUGUUAUUCCUUGGUACAAUAAGUUAUGUACCUGCCUGCAGUGUAGUCUCACUGUGUUGUCACACUAAUGAAAUAGUUGUAGAAAUACUGAAUCUGUAUCUGUAUAAAAUAGUUAAUAUAUGAUGCUUGAUCUUUUGGCGUAAGAUGUAGUUAUCAAAGCACAAAGCAACAAUAACUCCCCCCCCCCACCCCGUCUGUUUAAAUACUGUG
Molecule: messenger RNA, 2037 nt
Organism: Carcharodon carcharias (great white shark)
Lineage: Eukaryota; Metazoa; Chordata; Chondrichthyes; Lamniformes; Lamnidae
Gene: synpr
Product: synaptoporin
Exons: 6
Coding region: 8-922 (304 amino acids)
Cellular component (GO): synaptic vesicle membrane; synaptic vesicle
Source: RefSeq, a predicted model, not a curated record